UUUUCGAUUACUCAAUAAAGAGAUAACUGAUAAGAAUAACAAUAACCAGCUUUACUGAAAAUCAACAUUUCAUAGAAAUCUCAAUGAUAAGAAGGACAAUGGCGGAGUUUGAUGUUAAAGCCGGCUUGCAGCUUGCCCUUAAGCGUAUUGACGAAGUCCUUGCGAAUCGGCCAAAGGAAAUUCAAACACCUAAGCCCAUCUUGGUGGCGGUAAGCAAGACAAAACCUCCCGAAGCAAUUAUUGAAGCCUAUGAGGCUGGUCAACGUGAUUUUGGCGAAAACUAUGUCCAGGAGCUGGUAGAGAAGAGUCAACAUCCGGAUAUUCGAAGUAAAUGUCCAGAGAUAAGGUGGCAUUUUAUUGGCCACCUUCAAAACAACAAAAUUAACAAGGUUUUAUCGCUGCCAAAUCUGCACAUGAUCCAGACAGUAGAUAGUGAGAAAUUGGCAACAAGAUUAGAUGCAGCCUGGGCCAAGCUGGAGCCAAAGCCAGAGCAGCCUCUGCGUGUUCUCAUUCAGAUUAAUACCAGCCAAGAGGAUGUUAAAAGUGGCAUUGAGAUUUCUAAGGCGCCAUCACUGUAUCAGUACAUCAAGUCAAAUCUUAAGAACCUUCAGCUGAUGGGCAUAAUGACCAUUGGAGCCUAUGGUUUUGAUUACAGUAAUGGACCCAAUCCGGACUUUGUAUCGCUAAUAAAUGUCCAACGAUCUAUAUGCGAAGCUAACAAUUUGAAUCCCGAAUCCGUUCUGGUCUCCAUGGGCAUGUCGAAUGAUUAUGACAAAGCGAUUGAGAUGGGCAGCACGAUUGUACGCAUUGGUACAUCUAUUUUUGGACAUCGUGCCGCAAAGAACUAAAGGAAACGGAAUGCUGUGCAAAUGAAGAGAGAAUGAACAAGAGUGGGAGAUGUUUUCUGUAUUUAUUUUAUCUAGCACAAUGCUUGUAUAUACAUACAUACAUAUAGCUUUAAAGAUUCAUACAGUUGUUUCUCAAUGACGUUCAUGCCGCCAAUGCUGGUGGAAUCAACAGAUGAAAUGCUUCCAAGUUCGUGUAUAUACCAGGUGGAAAUAUAUAUAUAUAUAUAUAUCUAUAUACAUACACCACAUAUCGGUCUGUUCUAUAUUAUGUUGUAAAAACAGAAAAAUGGAAAAUGAGUUGGCUUUUAUAAUUAGAUUAGAUUCGUAGAUAAACAAAUGUUGCGUUUAGAUUGUUUAUGCCAAUAUACUACAUUAAGAUGGUUACAUAUACAAAUUCCUGUUUCUAUAUAUAUAUAGA
This is a messenger RNA of Drosophila willistoni, 1266 nucleotides long. RefSeq names its product pyridoxal phosphate homeostasis protein. The transcript is spliced from 5 exons. Gene Ontology annotation, molecular function: pyridoxal phosphate binding. NCBI's taxonomy places the organism in Eukaryota, Metazoa, Arthropoda, Insecta, Diptera, Drosophilidae. The coding region runs from base 84 to 848 and encodes 254 amino acids. Gene Ontology annotation, cellular component: intracellular anatomical structure. The record is from RefSeq and is a predicted model, not a curated record.